Helicoverpa zea (corn earworm) is the source of this 813-nucleotide messenger RNA. Its product is annotated as gamma-glutamylcyclotransferase-like. Gene Ontology annotation, molecular function: gamma-glutamylcyclotransferase activity. NCBI's taxonomy places the organism in Eukaryota, Metazoa, Arthropoda, Insecta, Lepidoptera, Noctuidae. The coding region runs from base 158 to 703 and encodes 181 amino acids. The transcript is spliced from 3 exons. The record is from RefSeq and is a predicted model, not a curated record.
ACACAAAAAUGACAGUGACAGCAAAUAAGAAAAUAAUGUUUUGGUUGGAUUUAGAUAAAAAAUGAUCUAUCUCGGUAAACUUACGUAUUCCAAGUAACACAACGUAAUACCGUACGUACAUACCCAAUUACAUACUUUAUAAAUUAUUCUUGUAACCAUGUUUCAGCCGAUUGAAAAUACUUUUCUUUACUUUGCUUAUGGAAGUAAUUUACUGAAAAAAAGGAUUCACAUUAACAAUCCUUCAGCAAAAUUCCUAGGAAUUGGUCAAUUGAAUGAUCACUUGCUUGAUUUUAUCAAAUAUUCUGAACACUGGAGAGGUACAUCAGCAACGAUAGUUCCUACACCCGGUGCGCACAUUUGGGGGGCUAUAUGGAGAUUGCAUAAUGAUGACAUGCCAGCUUUGGACAAGCAAGAAGGAGUUGAUACCAAUUGGUAUUUUGCUAAAACUGUGAAAGUUAUUCUACCGAAUGGAUCAUCUGUGGAUUGCCGAACAUACCAACAGACAAUCAAUCCUCCACAAAGAAAACCUGGUGAAGAACUGCCACUAGAUAGAAGACCCUGCAUAACAUACUUGGACUGCAUUAUUAAUGGUGCAAUCGAGUGCAACCUGCCAGAAGAUUACAUUAAUGAACUCAAGAAAAUUCCAAAUAAUGGACAAGAAGCCUCUCCUAAAAUGAUUGAGAAGCUCAACAGAAGUUCUUGAUUAUAGUUAAAAUAAAUUAUUUUCGAUGUUCUAAACUUAUAAUUGAAAAAAUAUAUCUAAAUAACAUAUACAAUUACACUGUGAUUACAAAAUGAAUAAUUUUAAACUUA